AUCUCCUGUUAGAGGCCUUUUCCUCUCUCCGUCUGGUCACCAUGACACCCUCCAGGCUGCCACCUGGGGCCUGUAGGACCCUGUUCAUCUCCCAGCUGCUGAUCUGUUGUCUUCUGUCCUUAGGAGGCCAGGGCCAGCGGUUCCGGCUGCGGUUGGAGCCCCAGGACCCAGUGCUUCCUGUUGGAGGAUCAUUCUUGGUGAACUGCACCACGGACUGUCCCCAGCCUCAGCUCAUCAACCUGGAGACAUCCCUGUCAAAGGAGGCCCGGGACCACGGCGUGGGCUGGGCAGCCUUUCUGCUCAGCAAUGUGACUGAUGACAGCCAGAUCCACUGCUCCGGGUACUGCAAUGGCUCCCAGAUAGCAACAUCCUCUGGCAUCACCGUGUUCAGGUUCCCUGAGGUCCAGCUGGCCCCCCUGCCCCCUUGGCAUCCCGUGGGUGACAACCUCACCCUGCGCUGUCUGGUGACAGGCGGGGCACCUCGGGCCCGGCUCUCUGCGGUGCUGCUCCGCGGGGAGGAGGAGCUGAGCCCGCGGCGGCCCGUGGUGGGGGAGCCGGCCGAGGUCACAGCCACGGUGCUGGCGGGCAGAGGUGACCAUGGCGCCAAUUUCUCCUGCCGCACGGAACUGGACCUGCGGCCGCAAGGGCUGGGAUUGUUCCAGAACACGUCGGCCCCCAGGCAGCUUCGAACCUUCGACCUGCCCGCGACACUCCCGCGAGUCGAGGCCCCCCUGAACUUGGAGGUGGGGACAUCCAGGCCGGUGCACUGCAUUCUGGAUGGGCUGUUCCCGGCCUCUGAGGCUCAGGUCCAAAUGGCGCUGGGGGACCAGAUGCUGGAUCUCAUAGUCACGAGCCACGGGGACAAACUGAGAGCCAAAGCCAUAGCCACAGCCCGCACCGAUCAGGAGGGUGUCAGGGAGAUUGUCUGCAACGUGACCCUGGGGGACGAAAGUCGCCAGGCCCGGGAGAACCUGACAGUCUUUAGCUUCCUAGGGCCCUUUCUGAACCUGAGUGACACCAACGUCACCGAGUGGUCCACGGUGAAUGUGACUUGCACGGCCGGGGCCCGAGUCCAGGUCAUGCUGGAUGGGGCUCGGACUCCACCUCCAGGGAAGCCCGCUCAGCUUCAGCUCCUUGUCAACGAGAGCGAUGAUGGGCGCGACUUCUUCUGCAACGCCACUCUCGAUGUGAACGGCGUUGUUUUGCACAAGAACACGACGGUCCAGCUGCGUGUCCUGUAUGGUCCCAGGAUUGACCGAGCCAAAUGUCCCCAGCGCUUGACGUGGAAAGACAGGACUACUCAUGUCUUGCGGUGCCAGGCUCGGGGCAACCCGGCCCCAGUGCUACGGUGUUCGCAUGAGCGCUCCGGGCUUGUGGUGCCCAUCGGGAUCCCAUUAUGCGUCAACUUAACCUACAAUGGCACUUACCACUGCAAGGCGGCAAGCCCAAGGGGCACGCACACCUUGCUGGUGGUGAUUGACGUUCAAAGUCGGAGCUCUCUCUCAGUCAGUAUCGUCAUGGUGGUGUUAGCGGUCGUAGGGUUGGUGGCUGUCGUGGUGGCCUUAGUUUACAUCUUCCGGAUGCAGACACAGAGCGGCAGCUACUACGUGAAGCAGCAAGGACCCUCGGUCCCCCUCACGUCUAUGCAAUCUGAAGAGACAGUAGGGGAAGAGGCGUCCUGAACUGCGGGAUGCCGGGAUCCUGGGCCCGGCCGGAUCCUGGGAUCGAUGGCGGCAGCUUUAGUUGUUUCCUUUAGUUCCCCACCAAUAAAGGCUUUAAA
Castor canadensis (American beaver) is the source of this 1780-nucleotide messenger RNA. RefSeq names its product intercellular adhesion molecule 3 (gene Icam3). Gene Ontology annotation, cellular component: plasma membrane. Gene Ontology annotation, molecular function: integrin binding. NCBI's taxonomy places the organism in Eukaryota, Metazoa, Chordata, Mammalia, Rodentia, Castoridae. Gene Ontology annotation, biological process: cell-cell adhesion. The record is from RefSeq and is a predicted model, not a curated record.